Molecule: messenger RNA, 558 nt
Organism: Rotaria socialis
Lineage: Eukaryota; Metazoa; Rotifera; Eurotatoria; Philodinida; Philodinidae
Source: the annotation of a GenBank genome assembly
AUGAACAAGACAGAGCAGUCACAGAAUCAACAAUCAAAGCCGCGGAUAAUAAUUGUGCAUGGUAGCGCAAUAACACCUGGAAUUAUUAAUCGGCAUUGGUAUAAAUGGUUGCAAGCGGAAUUACAGAAAUUAGACUUUGAUACAAUCGCACCAUCAUUACCUGAUGAGAAAGAAGCGAAAGACUGCAUAUGGAUACCAUUUCUAUUGGAAAAAUUAGGUUCCGCGGAAAAUGCUAUCUUAAUUGGACAUAGUUCAGGUGCCAUGGCCAUUCUACGGUUAUGUGAACAAGUAAAAGUUCAAGGACUCAUAUUAAUAUCAGCUGGUUAUGAAGGUAAUGAUGAAGACCAACUAUGGAAUUGGAAUAAAAUCAAAGACAAUACACAAUGGAUUGAACAAUUUCACAGUUCUGAUGAUCCAUUUACACCAGUUAAUAGUAGUCGUUAUAUAGCAAAAAGAAUACAAAGUACAUAUCAUGAGUUCCAUGAUCGAAAUCAUUUUUUAUGUCCUGAAUUUCCAGAUUUAAUCGAUAUAAUAAAAACUCGUUGUGGGUUAUCAUAA